Hypoxylon fragiforme is the source of this 2085-nucleotide messenger RNA. RefSeq lists its product as uncharacterized. The record is from RefSeq and is a predicted model, not a curated record. The coding region runs from base 227 to 1447 and encodes 406 amino acids. Lineage: Eukaryota; Fungi; Ascomycota; Sordariomycetes; Xylariales; Hypoxylaceae. The transcript has a single exon.
CUUGGAACAAAGCGUUUCAAGGUUUCAUCUUUAUUUGAUGUGGCUAGUUAAUUAUCUACCUAGGUAUAACUACAUAGUAGUAUUUACCGCCUACAUCAUACCUGCAAUAGCUACUCGUAUGCAUAGUCCAUAGUAUUCUUUCUACAAUUCAUUGCACUGCCUUGCGUAUUCUUCGGACUAUUCGGAAGAUUUCCUUCAUCUUUAUGAUCAGCAAAUUAGACACAUAAUGCUGCCGAGAUCAGCUGGCCGGAUUUCCUCUUGGAGGUUGUCAGCAUCUAAUAAACGCCUCAAUGCUACCCUCAAUGCUACCCUCAAACGCGUAUUUUGGCCCCCACCCCAACGAUCAUUCUCCAUAACGCCGGCGAGGAGAUAUCAACUAGGUCAAGAUGACUAUCACAGUGACGAUCCGAAGCAGUCUCUGUUAUCCAAAAUGGGUGAGACAGCAGGCACCACUCUUGCUUCGGUCUUGGUACUGGGCAUUGGCUUCGCAGCCGCUGGUUAUGUUUAUCACAAGUCAUACAAGUACCUGCAAUUAAGUAAAAUCGCAAACGCAUUCGAACCGGGCGAUCCGGUUUUGAUACUGGCGGCUAUGGGAAAGGAAAUUCCGCCACCUAAUGCCCAACAUUGGGUCAUGAGGGAAGAGCAAGCCAAGAUUGACGGAAUUAUCAACGGCUCCGAUAAGGGCCAUUAUUAUCUCCUCAUGGGCGAAAAGGGUGUUGGUAAAAGCAGCAUGGUGUUAGAAGCCAUGCGCAAAAUUGAUGGAGCUGGUUGCGCCAUGGUCGAAGCUCAUGCCGAUCCCGAGAUAUUUCGACUUCGAUUAGGUAAGGCAAUUGACUAUGAAUUCCAUGAGGAUUAUAUCGGUGGCUAUUUCAGCGAGCGCGGCCCUAGGGAAUCGAAUGCUUUACUCGACAUUGAGAGAGCAAUGAACAAGUUGGAAAAGGUAGCACUAUUGCACCGCACAAAGGAGAACAAACCCUUGAUCGUCAUCAUUAACCAAACCCAUCUGAUCCGAGACGACGAGGACGGUAGAAAUUUGUUAGAACUUCUCCAGCAAAAGGCCGAAUCGUGGGCGGCAGCAAACCUAAUCAGCAUGAUCUUCAAUAGCGAUGAUUACUGGGUGUAUGAACGACUGAAGCAGUUGGCCACUUCUCGAUUGGAGGUCAUUUCUAUUGGAGACCUACCGAAGGGACAGGCACUUCUAGCCUUGCAUAGGUACCGCCAACGGUAUUUUGCCGAGAACGUCGACAAGUCCAUACUAGAAGAGGUCUAUGAUCGAGUUGGUGGCCGGCUUUCGUUCCUGAACCGGGUAGCUAAGUCGCGUGACAUGCUUGCAACGUGCGAUCUAAUUAAGGACAUUGAGAAGACGUGGUUCUUGAACCAGUGCUGGAUUCUCGGUUCUGAGAUGGAUGAUGAUGUGAUGGAUCAAGUAAGAGAUACACUGAAAUGAAAAUAUUCAAGUAUGAAAGCUAAAUGGAUAACAGCAAAAAUGGGCCGUGAGUUGCCUGCCAUAAAGAUGGCCGAUAAAGACUUACUAACAGAUCAUAGUCAGCUUCGAUGGUCCUUGCCUUAGCCCUUAUUGACAAGGAAGAGGAAGAGGGGCCAACCGAGUCUGAAAAGGGACACAUCCUUCCGUGGUAUCCUAUGCAUAAAGCGCAGGAGAUCAUGACUCGAUCGGAUUUCAUCCGUGAGCUCGAUCGACUGAACCUAUUCACAAUAACAUGUACAGCCCAGGUUCGCGCCAGUUCCGUUCCGAUGCACCGGGCUUUCAAGGAGAUUUGUACCGAGCCCGGAUUUCGGCAGUUCUUGGAAGAUACUCUGGAACGCAUUGCUGCGAUCGAGAGUUUGGGUCGUACAAGAGAAUUAGUAGCGAAGGACCUAGUACUUGGCGGGAAGUACCACAUCACCAAACCGAUAAGUUUGGAUGGUAGAGUAGAAGUCAAGCUUGAGCAGAAGGAGGACAAGAGUUGACGAAGCCUAUUGAGGGAGACUCAACAUGCUUACCUAAGAUAGGUACCCUGGUGGGAGGUAUCAGUGAGGAAAACGCCAGCUGCUGGGGCAGUUAUUUCUCUUCCUUUACCUUUUUUU